CGCAAGAUGGCGGCGGUGGAGCUGGAGUGGGUGCCCGAGACGCUCUACAACACCGCCAUCUCGGCCGUGGUCGACAGCUACGGCCGGGCGCGCCGCAGGGACAUCCGCUCCCUGCCCGAGAACAUCCAGUUCGACGUCUAUUACAAGCUUUACCAGCAAGGACGACUGUGCCAGUUGGGUAGCGAAUUUUGUGAGCUAGAAGUUUUUGCGAAGGUUCUUCGAGCUUUAGACAAGAGACACUUACUUCAUCACUGCUUUCAGGCAUUGAUGGACCAUGGCGUGAAGGUGGCCUCAGUCUUGGCCUAUUCGUUCAGCCGGCGGUGCUCCUACAUAGCAGAAUCAGAUGCUGCCGUGAAGGAAAAGGCUAUCCAGAUUGGAUUUGUGCUAGGAGGGUUCCUCUCAGAUGCGGGCUGGUAUAGCGAUGCUGAGAAGGUCUUCCUUUCCUGCCUUCAGUUAUGUACCCUUCAUGACGAAAUGCUCCAUUGGUUUCGUGCAGUGGAGUGUUGUGUGAGGUUGCUGCACGUUCGAAACGGCAAUUGUAAAUACCAUUUGGGAGAAGAGACGUUCAAACUAGCCCAGUCGUACAUGGACAAACUAGCAAAGCACGGCCAGCAAGCCAACAAAGCAGCCCUGUACGGGGAGCUGUGCGCCCUGCUGUUUGCAAAGAGCCAUUACGAUGAGGCUUACAAGUGGUGUAUAGAAGCCAUGAAAGAGAUCACAGUUGGCUUGCCAGUAAAAGUAGUAGUGGAUGUUUUACGGCAAGCUUCAAAGGCCUGUGUUGUAAAACGUGAAUUUAAGAAAGCCGAACAGUUGAUAAAACACGCAGUGUAUCUAGCUCGGGAGCAUUUUGGAGCCAAGCACCCAAAAUAUUCAGACACACUACUUGACUAUGGGUUUUAUUUACUCAACGUAGACAACAUAUGCCAGUCGGUUGCGAUUUACCAGACGGCGCUAGACAUCAGACAGUCGGUGUUCGGUGGCAAAAACAUCCACGUAGCCACGGCUCAUGAAGAUUUGGCGUACUCUUCCUACGUUCACCAGUACAGUUCGGGGAAAUUUGACAAUGCGCUAUUCCACGCGGAGCGUGCCAUUGGCAUCAUAACUCACAUUCUUCCUGAAGAUCAUCUUCUUCUGGCCUCUUCCAAGAGAGUUAAAGCACUUAUCUUGGAGGAGAUUGCGAUCGACUGUCACAACAAGGAAACGGAGCAGCGGUUGCUCCAGGAAGCCCACGACUUACACCUGUCCUCCCUCCAGCUCGCUAAAAAAGCCUUUGGGGAAUUCAACGUGCAGACAGCAAAACACUACGGUAACCUUGGAAGACUUUAUCAGUCAAUGAGGAAGUUUAAGGAAGCAGAAGAAAUGCACAUCAAGGCGAUCCAGAUCAAGGAGCAACUUCUGGGCCAAGAGGAUUAUGAGGUCGCCCUCUCCGUGGGACACCUGGCCUCGCUUUACAACUACGACAUGAACCAAUACGAGAACGCUGAAAAGCUGUACUUGAGAUCAAUAGCGAUUGGAAAGAAGUUAUUUGGGGAAGGUUACAGUGGACUAGAAUACGACUACCGGGGCCUCAUUAAACUGUACAACUCCAUUGGCAAUUAUGAGAAAGUAUUUGAAUACCACAAUAUUUUGGCCAACUGGAACCGGUUGCGGGACCGGCAGUUUUCCGUGACAGACGCCCUGGAGGAUGUCAGCACCAGCCUUCAGUCCACUGAAGAAGUGGUCCAGUCUUUUCUGAUGUCUCAGACGAUCGAUGAACAGAUUUGCUAAGGAACUUGGUCAAUUUUACCAACUGCUAAUUCCCCCCCCCCCGGUUUUCCCCAAAUUUACACGGGAAAGUCAUACUGUGAAAUCUGAAAA
This is a messenger RNA of Euleptes europaea (tarantolino), 1857 nucleotides long. It is a transcript of the gene APPBP2, whose product is annotated as amyloid beta precursor protein binding protein 2. The record is from RefSeq and is a predicted model, not a curated record. The transcript is spliced from 13 exons. Bases 7 to 1767 code for a protein of 586 amino acids. Gene Ontology annotation, molecular function: protein binding. NCBI's taxonomy places the organism in Eukaryota, Metazoa, Chordata, Lepidosauria, Squamata, Sphaerodactylidae. Gene Ontology annotation, biological process: intracellular protein transport.